This is a messenger RNA of Porites lobata, 13000 nucleotides long. The record is from the annotation of a GenBank genome assembly. NCBI's taxonomy places the organism in Eukaryota, Metazoa, Cnidaria, Anthozoa, Scleractinia, Poritidae.
AUGCGUGCGCGAUCAAUGAAUUCACAACGAUCAUGUCAGCGGCGAAGCAAGAUGGCGGACAGUGAAGUGGACGAAGAUUCGGACUUUGAGCGACAAGGAAGCACUGAACAUGAAAGUCUGAGCACUGAAAGCAGUUAUGAUGGAAGUCCUUUAAGCCCUAGAAGCGACGAUUCAGACUGGAACUUUGGAGUGAGUGAAAGUGCCGGUUUUCAAAAUGGAUUUGACCCGGAGAAACAUCGCGAGGAGCUUAUUAAUGCCGAGAAAAAAGCUUCGAUUGUGGAUUGUCUUUUAUUUGAAAUUUACGACCAGUAUCAUAGCAGAGAUUCGGUGGAUAGUGAUAAUGUAACUGAAUGUUCAACAACCUCAGGGAGUUUUUACGGUGGCUCGUUCGACCUUGAAGAACGCGGGGAAAGCUGGACGAGAAACGAACUCCUAAGCAAAGGUAAGUUUCUGCACAAACUCAUUUGCUCGUUCGAAUACCAAAGAACUCGUGGUCGAAUACUUUGCUGUUAUUGUUCAGAAUAUCUGCAAGAUUUUGGCUGUAUUAGAUAGUGUAAAUUUGUAAAUUAUAAUGUCAAGCGAUCGUUUUAUUUUGCAAAAUGUAGACUCAGUUAUAUUGGAUUUUAACAACACAUGUAACGCGUGUCCGAUAUGAACACGGCUUGUAUGUAUGUGAAGUGGAGUGAAAUGUGCGCGGCGCAAAGAUUUUUUCUGUAAUAAAUGUAUCCCUUUAUCCUCUCUAGGACUAAUUACGCGGGAAUACUACGGGUUUCUCAGUUUUCACCGCUCUGUAGUCCCGUGUUUAAUAUAUCGUGUAUUCGCGAUGUUGCGUCUUGUUCGAUCGUUACUUAACGUACGUAACUCAACAAUUAUUUUUCUGUGGUAAGCAAAGAGCAGUUUUUCUACCGAAACGCGCAUAGUUACUCACCUUUAAUCAUGUAAAUCCCAGGUGAUAUUUUUUAAUUUCAUAGCUGAAAGUUAAUUGGUCGCUUGUUAUUAUCUCCAUUUUAUACAGAAACGGAUGAGCUGAGAGUUAUGGCGAAAGAGUUGCGGACGAGAAUUUCUAUGCUUUCAACAAAGUUGGUAAAACAGUUGAAAAGACGAGAUAAGCACGCUUACAAACUGCAAAGAAACUUUGAUGUUUUAACUGCUAUCCUCCAAGCAGUUUCGUUGAAGAGACGUGAGUAGAAUUGUGUUCUAUUUUUCGCAGAUCUAAUGCAAGGUUUUGACCUUUAGUUAAUAACCCAUUUGCCGAGUUUUACGAUUAUAUGCACCUAAUCCGCGUUAAUGAGUAAAAUCUGAAAUUUUUCAGAGUGGGAAAAAGUUUGCAGAACUUUGCAUAAUAUGAGAUCAACCUCAAUGCUGGAUUAAUUAGUCUCAUUCUAAUCUUUAGCGAAACAUAACAAUAGGAAAUAUUUUUCAGAAACUGCUCAAUUUUAAUAACAAAGCUAUGUUUGCUAUCGGCCUUCACAGUUGGAAAGGGGGAGAAACUAUUUAUAAAAAGCCUUUGGAUGAAGCAUAAAUCUUAAACACGUAAGCACUGUGAUGUGUGGCGCAAAUAGUAUAUUAUUUUAAACUUGUUUGAACACAUCUGUGGGUCUACUCUGCAAAUAAAUGGUUGAAUGUUCCUCAAAUCUAUUGUAAUGUAAAUUUUGUUACACGUACAGCCUAUUUUAAUUUUGCUCAUUUUCCUACGCUAUUCUUCUAAAUCCAUCCCGGCUGAAAAAAAAAAAAACUAUUUCAAAGACCAAAUAUCUUUAUUUAAUUAAUUUUCGCAGCAAAUCAGUCAGUUUUUUUGCCACAUUUUUGUUUAGGAUUGUUCAUCCCACAGGAAGAUCACAGAGUAUUGUAAAGAUUAAUUUAUUGCAAAUACUUCUAUAAUUACCAAACCAUCAAUCUUUGGGUAUUUCAGUGACUGCUCUUUAAUGAUGACAUGAGGUUUUUUACCAAAUCUGAUUCAAGGAGAAAAAAAUCCAUUGAAAUAUGAAAGAACAAUAAAACUUUGGCCUAUUACAAAUUCACAUCCUUUAGUAUCCUACUGUCAGUGAAAUAUUUUCAAAUCGGUAAUUAGAUAGUUUUGCAAUCUGUGGGUGACAAGUUUAUAAAUCUGGAUGCCAGCGGUAUUAUAAAUCAAGACACAAGCUGACAGCUAAGUAUUAAAGUCUGCUAAGCGAUUAUGAUAAUUAUUGCCUGUGUGUGGUGAUGUGUGAAAUUCAAGAGUACUAUUCUUGUCCUUGGCAAUUCAUUUGAAAAUAGAGGGCUCUCAUAAUUUUUUUUGUUAGAAUUUCUUUCCCACUUGAAAAUGCUGGUAACAUCCAAAAUUAACAUGUCAAGAAAUAAUUUAUCUGGCAAGUUUGACAAUCAAUAAUCUCUAAUAUUAAUGAAAGAGAAAAUGCACAUUCUUCUCAGUCACAAAAUAUUAAUUCUCCAUGCUCCAGUGUUUUUCCUUUAACAUUGUUGAUAAGAGACUUCUGGCAACACUGCUUCUGAAUAUUUUUUUUUUUUCAGUUCUCAAUAACUAACUUUGGUAGAUGAAUAAGAAUUAAAAUAGUUGGUACGGAUCAGUUAAUUGUUGGUGAUAAUGAAAAUAGAAUCAGCAACACAGAUUUAUUAAUCUUGGUGAUUAGGUAAUUGCCUAAAGGAAAAAAAAUAUAUUAAUAAUCAACUGAAUGUUAAGUCAAGGGUGACCAGCCAAAAAUAUAUUGGAGCUUUAAAUACCGUAAGGCACAAUCAUUGCACAGGUAGGAAUCAUGUCAAUGACCUGAGUCUAAUACCAUCAACUGAAGAGAUACAACUCAUGUUGACUCUGAAAAUGACUACUGCACAGGUUCUCAAAAUGUCAGUCACAGCUGUCCUAAGGAAACACUUAUGUGACAAUCAUAUUCCACCUACUUAUGAGAAAAGUUUAUAUUGGGAUGACAAAACAUAACUUCAGGAAAAGAGAUAGGAAAUAUAAGAUGGCUAUUUUUAUUCUCUCAACCACCUCAAUAUUGUGGAAAUCAGUCGAAUAAGGCUAUUUUAAAACAAACUUAAUUUAAACUGCUACAUAUUGUACUUAUUGGAAAACUCUGGUUUUUGUUUACAAUCCUGCCAAAAAAGCUGGAUUAGUUACUAAAUGCCUUCAUCAAAUAAUCUUUAUACAAAGUCAACAUAAUUAAGAUUACUCCAAUCACCCUCCUCAUCCUCGCUCUAUUUGUAAACUUCAAAUUAAUUGUAAAAUGAAGUGUCAGUCUGAAAUUGAAAGAAGAUGUACUUGUGCAUAUUAUUGUCAAGUACAGUAUUUUUUGUUAAACAUUUUCUCUUCUUUGCAUAGGUGUGGAUACUAAAAUCAGAUUUUCCUUCAUCCCUCAAAGUGGAAGGAAAGCCUAUAAACAAGUAAGUUGUAAUCUUCACUUGAACUCUUUCUUCUGUUAUUGACCACUACAUUCUUCUUUUUCUUUCCAAGAGUUGUGAGUGAGGAUUGAUUUAAUUCAAGACUUUUUCUUUUUGUAGUGGCUGGCUGCUUUCAAAGCCAUAGCUCGCUUGAAGGAGGGAAUCCCAUCGUCUUGGAGAAGAAGGGUUAGCUACAUUUUUAAUGCCUUCAUACAGUCAAAGCUGUAUUUAGUGAAUGCCUAUUUAGCAGUCACCUUCUAUUAAGAAGUGAUCCCAAGAUCCCAAUGAAUAAGUUUUCAUUGUCUUUACUUAAGUUGUCACUUAGACAGGAUGCACCAUACUAGUGUAAGAGAUACAAUUUGUAUGGAGUUUAGUGGUCUUUUACUUCCUUUCUUUUGGCAUAAGAAGAGGUAGACACCCUUAAGGACAUUUUGUCAGGGAUUUCUUUUUUUACCAUCAUCAUUUUCCUAAACAACUCUUAGGUUUGUCAAACCUGUUUUGAACGACGACGGUCAACCUGUAUUAAGUGGUCAGUGAGCCAUUCCUGAAAGGUGACCGUUUCAUACAGGUUUGACUGUAUUUUGAGGACUUUAUUCAAAUACAAAACUUAUUUGACAUGGAAGAUAUUGCAGAUUUCCAAGAUUGAAGAUCUUCCAUUAAAAAAAAAUGUUUUCUCAAAAAAGGUCUAAAUAUCAAUAUUGGAUAAUACAGGUAAAUUGAUGAGGAAAUUCAAUUGACUAUUUUCUUUUCUCCUCAUAACUACGUACUCAUUUAACUAAUUCAAGGUUUUAGUCUAAAAUUAGAGGUCUUCACGAAAUAGUUGUAGCAUUCGCGUUUUGAUUAUUAAAAUAAUAUCGACAACGAUGCGACACUCACAGUUUGUUCAACAUUUGAAAAAAUAGUAACGCACACGCGAGUUAUUGACUCUGUUACUUUAUAACGGAAAGGUAUUGAUUGUCUUUUUUCUAGCUGUGGUUAUGUCUUGCUGAAAACAAGAUUAAAGAUUUAGAUUGGGAAAAAACAGCCAAAGUCUGCUUCAAUGAAAAAAGUAAUCCAGAUGAUGACGAGCUAGGAUCACAGAUAGUCAAGGUAAAGUGGAAACUCGCAAUUGAAGGAGUUUAUACGGAAAAAGGGCGUUGGUCACAUCGGAGGGCUUAGGAUCACGAAGGGCCUUACAUGCUACAUUCUCGACUGGUUUUCCCUUUGAACUAACUUGAAUUGAAAUUCAGCUGUUCUUAUUGGGGUUCCGCUUGGUGCCGAAAAAAUCCCGGUCAAAAAGUCUAAAAAUAGUCGAUCAAAGUUAGUCAAACAGAAGAGAAAAAACCGACCCUCUUGUUAGUACAGCAAUAAAACAAUCGCCCAAAAACAUUAUUUUAAACGACCGUUUGGCGAUAUAUUUCUUUGAAAAAAAACUACGCGAAAGCCGUGAAAACUGAGAGUCCUGGAAAGCGUGAAUAGCGAAACAAGGGAAGAAAACAAAUAACGCAACUUAAAAUUUGACAUAAGCCGAUGAGAUUUAGAUUUUCUACGGGGUAUAUGUUGAUCAAAAAUGAUUUUAAAAUACCACUGUUUGUCGCCUUAAACGCUGGCGCUCGAUUUUCUAUUCCAACAUUAAAGCAUUUUGUAGGAUAGGUGUGUCAUAUAUGAAGCUAGUAAAUAAUAGCCUUUCUGCCCAAAGUCUUUUCCCUCGCCCAGUGCACAGAUUUGCGACUCGUCAGAAGGUCCUGACGUGGCUCAUAUUUUUCUGUUGUACUCAAUCGUGAAAUCACAAAUAUUACUUGUUCCUUCAGAUCAAAAUCUGUAUUGAAUAUAAUCAGAAGCAUUUAACAUACUUGUAACAUUUUAAAAAAGGAACACGCGAGCAAUUUUUGAACGAGUAACAAUUUUUUUUUAUCCCCAUAGAAUAACUAAUUCUUUGCAUAUGUGUUUUGCCGCACUUGUACAGGAUCUUCACCGCACUGGCUGUAGUUGGUUCUGUAGUCAAGACAGUCCAGAAGAGAGAGCAUCUUUGAAGCGUGUUCUGCUAGCUUAUGCCAGAUAUAACAAGUCUGUUGGGUACUGUCAGGGCUUCAAUGUUAUUGCUGCCCUAAUUCUGCAGGUCAUGGAACGCAACGAAGAGGAUGCACUCAAGGUGACCCUACUUUGCUGUUACAAAUAGUUUGGAUCCCCGAUAUAACGAAGUGUCAGGGUGGGAUAUUCUCUCUCUUACUGGGGAUAGGGCGAAAAGGUGAAGCCCUGUUCUAAGGCUAUAACUCGGGCGAAUAAAUUAUUUUUUGUUCAAUCUUUGCGCCGGGAUUUUGUCGUUUUGAGGCUUCUCUGUAUCUGUGAAAGUUCAAGUUUUUUAAGUCCACUUACCAAGCCUAGCGGAGCAAAACCGAAGUAACAGUAAAUACUUUAGGGGAUUUUAAUAUAUUGGAUUGAAUUUGCAUUUUUUGUCUAGUUAGUGAUCUGACCCGGGUUUGUUCAAACGUUGGACUAUGUAGUGGAUAAGUAUUAGGGAAACCAAUUUGCACUAUCCACUGGAUAACGAUUUAUCCGGUGGAGAGCGCUAUCCACCUUUUGAACAACUGGGGCCUGCUGGAUAUCUCAUCGCUUAAUUUGCUAUUCUUGUUUAAUCCCAAAUUUCUUUAUAGGUCAUGGUUUACGUCAUUGAUCACGUACUGCCCACCAAUUACUUCGCCAAUAACCUGCGUGCUUUGUCUGUGGAUAUGGCGGUGCUGCGAGAUCUGAUGCGAGCUAAGCUGGUUCGGCUAUCGAAACACUUGGAUAGCUUACAAGCACAAGCAUUGUCACAGAACGGCUCUAACGCCAUGUACGAGCCACCUUUGAUCAACGUGUUUACUAUGCAGUGGUUUUUGACACUUUUUUCGACAUGCCUUCCUGAGGAAACUGUUUUGCGAGUCUGGGACUCAAUUCUCUUGGAAGGCUCCGAGGUGCUUCUGAGAGCUGCUGUGGCUAUCUGGGGUAAAUUAGGAGAGUACGUAUCAAGCCCUGCCUUGUUUUCUUUACUGUAUUUACAUUUAGAUGCCCGGGGAGGGGGAUACUCAGCAAAUUUUUAUACGGGGAGGUUCCGCCCCGAGGUCCAACCCCUUACCCUUUUAUAUACCAUUUUUCACGAAAAAGGUGCCCCUUUCGUAUACCUUCUAUUGACAAAUGGUACCCCUUUCACAUACCUUGUUUAGAACUUUGCAUCUCUCUUAACUGCUGUAUAUGCGCUGUAUUUCAAGUAGGAAUCAAUUGCAAAAAUAUAACGUUUUCUCGACUUUAUAAAGCCAUAAAAUUCACCUGUUAGCCCUUUGGGCAAUCUUUGACAGAUUUCCCUACCCUUUCGUAUACUUCAACGACUAAAAUCCCUACCGUUUCUUAUACCUGAGGCCUGAAUAAGGUACCCCUUUCGGGCGGAGCCUCCCCGUAUAGGCCAUUAUAUGGAGUGCCCCCACUCCGGGUUUAGAUGGUGGAAAGAGUGGUACACAAUGAAACAAUGGUUGAAACUGACACCCAAACAGUUUGAUGGGGGUUAUAUACAUCUCUUAUACCUGAAACUCAUGUGUAUGCAGUACGUGCAACAGUUUAUAAAAAGGGAACGCUUCGUUUUCUUAUGCCUGUGGGAUUUUGUUAUUAACAGUGCUUCACAAGUUACCACCAGCUCAAAAGUUAGAACCGCUUUUAAUUUCAUACAUAUUGAGAAUUAUCAGAUCGAAUUUCUGUGUGUGUGUGCAAAAUUUCCGGCCAAUCAGAAUCAAACAUAAAAUAAUUUCUUCCAAUUACCUUCAAAACAACUGUAUAGUGUAUGUACAACACAGUCAGCAGCUCCUCUAUAAAGCUCUGCUCGGUAGCUUUUAUUUUAAUUGCCUUAUUAUUUAGAACUUAAACCACAGACUUCAGUACUAUAGUUAGACCACCUUGAAUACCAUCCCUUGGCGUGAUGUAUUUUAAUUGUACGCCUUUAAAGGUAGGAUCGUCCUCAGACACAGAGUUUUAGCUCUAACAGUAAGAGGUUUAAAGCACCUGUGGUCACUUUGCCUUGCGUGCCAUUUAGUGGCUAUAUUGUAUGUUUCUUAACCCCUUAAACUUUGAUUGAUACCUUAACAUUGUAGGCGCCUUGAAGACGUGGAGACGUCAGAUGAUUUUUACAGUACAAUGGGAGUCCUAAUACAAGAUGUAUUGACGGGCAAUGUUAUCGACUGUCAAACGUUAAUGCAGGUAAAGUUUCCCAUGCAUUUAAUGAUCAAUUUACAGUGUGCAACCUUCUUUGAUGAAUCUUUUGGACUUUUUCUCGGGGGCGUUUAGGUAAGGAACUUGCUGCAUUUAGUAAAACUAGCUGUCGAACGGUGAUCCAAACAUAUUGUUUUUCUUCAACGAUAACUUCCGUUCCGACUAUUUCUGUGUUAAGUCCUUGGUACAGAUAAUUAUGCUUUGAGAAUGACACCAUGCAAUAUGCGAUGUCUUAAGGUAUGAAAAGUUAGAAUAAGAUGUAGGGUUGAUGUUUUUGAAAGGGAGAUUUUUUCGGUAACCAACGGUAACAUUAAGGCAGGCGAUAGGGUGUGUUACAAUGUAUACGAACGUUGCAAACUGUUUGACCAUUUUGGUCUGAAGCCAGGCUACUUAAGAAACAUGUGCGACAACACACGUUUUCUAAACAACCGAUCUAGAAAUGUAAACUGAUGUCGUAAACGUUUAUGCAGCUGUUGUGAAUAGAAUUAAUUUGCAGCGUUAAACUAGAAAGCGUGUUUUUCUUCACGCUCUAUUUAGUCUCCCAGACUCUUCAUCUAUUUUUUUGUGAUAAGGUUACGGAUAAGCUGAACAUAGGUUGAUAUCAUUUAUACGCUUCUAUAUACAGCAGUAUAACAUUGCCGUAGAAUUUUGAUCUUUAUUUAUCUAUCGUGACUUAACCACAUUUGAUUGGUCGGGCGAUUGGUCGCACAGGGAAUUUUAUGAAUUUAGAGGGUGAUUAAGAUCAUCUUAACCUAGAAAACGUUCACACAGGUAAGAAAAAUUCCGAAGUACGAAGGUGCAUAGCUUGUUUGAAAACACGUGGAGUUAUAACUAAGCUAAGUUCUGGUUUAGUAAAGUGGGGCCUCUUAAUAGAAUCUUGUUGAAGGUUAGACUUUCUCAAAGUCCUUCGCUUUUCGUUUCUGGCCGAAAACAAAACAUUUCUAGCUCGCGCUUUGCGCUCGAGAAAAAUUUUGAGCUCGACUUGAAGGAAGGAACUGACUUCAGUUCAGAUUACAGCUUUGAGUCGGAACUCUGUUCCCUUGAAUUGAACACAGAGAAACUUAAAGGAUACAAAUAGCGGGGUUGUUGUACAAGAAAUAUCCUAAAGGAAUCAUGAUCAUUUGUGAGUUUUGGACAUGUAUUUAGUGUUAUCUGAAAAUCAUCAAUCAUCAUUGCGUAGUUGAAAUGGUCUUAUAGCCAUAAAUCUAGCCAGAGUCCAAUUUGAAGAAAAUGAUAAUGUUUUUGCUUCUUACAGCUCAAAAUGCAAAUAUAGAUAUUGCUGUCCAGUAAGUUAGUGAUUUGUAAUCGAUACCAUUUGUCUGCUAAAGGAAAAUUAACGUAAUAUAACUGAUUAACGUCAUGUUUGUUGAAAAUAUCAAACGAUAUGCAGGGUAUAUUGGCCCAAAAUAUUGAAGAUGAGAAAACCGAAAAAUGACAAGAGUUCUUAUAUAAAGUCGUCAGAUCCGCUAUUUCCAGCGCUCACCAAACUAUUACGGUCCCCUCAUUUUCAAGUUAUGACUUACAGUGCUCGGAAAUCACGAAUCUGUAUUUAUCAUGUAGCAUUGACUAUGUCAAUACAAGACAUUCAGUAGUUUUAUAUGAGCUUGCAGUUGACGAAAAUAGGCGCUUGCAAAAUUCCCGACUAUAAAUAAUACUUUGACAUAGCCACUGUAAAGAUAUAAAACCCUAUUUAAAUGGAUCCAACUUGUCAAUCUAACAUUCUCAAAUUUUGUUUUGAGGCGAUUUGACUGGAUAUUAAAGCCAUUUAAGCGGUUUUUCUUCUUCUGUUACAGGAGGUCUACGCACUUGCGCCGUUCCCUUUUCCAGGCCUAGCAGAGCUUAGAGAACAGUACACUUACAACAUCAAUCCAUUCUCUGACGUCACUGGUGACAGGAGCCGACGAUCAGCACUGGCACGUGGUUCUAGCGACGAAGAAGACGAUGUGGACGAUCUUGAAGGGAUGAGUUGCCUCGGAGCUUUCUUACCGUUUUCGGAAAUUGUCCCUGGCAACACGAUGAAAGCUCUUGGUCAAGGCGACGCAGAUGCGAAUGACAUCGCGGCGGCUUCGCCGGGUGUAUUUGCUACUGACGGGUAUUCGCCUCUACCUUACACAACAAAACAGUUCGGUUCAAGGGGAAACCGCGUGCAAGAGGAGAUGUCCUACUUACAGAAACAGUACGCGAGGAUGAGGCAAAUGCAACAAAAUGCGGUCGUGGUCUUUUCAGAGGCUGCGGUGCAGAAUAUUCAAGAAUCGGAAAAGCGAAAGAGCAUUCCCGCUGCCAUUAACCAUUUGCUUGUAUCGGCGACAAAGCGAAAGGUGAAAGCUACCAGGAACCAUUUUGGGACUGAAAAGAAAAGCAAUCAAACGAAAGCUGUCCAGAAGUCAUUGUUUGAUGAAAUAGCGAGUCACAAAGCUGAAGUUAAACAGAACGCUUACGAAAAGGAAAGCUUGCAGCAUUUAAAUAUGUUGUUCAAAGGUGACCAGAAAGAGCGAAAAGAGGCACAGGAGGAUGGGAAAACGAGGAGUUUUAGCAAGAAAGUAGAAACUGAAAGGACAGAGGGUUUGGUAAGUGCAAAAAAGGUACACAAGGAAGAGAAAUGGUGGCAAAGCGAAGAGAGGCGCCGCCACGUUGAACCGCCAACUGUUAAAAAGGAAAAGCGAGUCGCCCCCAAUUCGCUUAAAAUGCAGCAUGUCGGAUUAAAUGGUGAAGUGUCCUCGUUAGAAACUGGAAAAUCAAAGCAAAAUGGCGGGCCUAUUCUCUCGAUCGUUAAUCCUUCUAAUCAUACGCCGAAAGUUACGGUUGUGGAGUCAUCAAUGUUAACGGUAACAGAGGGCAACAAUGAAGCGGCUAAACCUGUUAAAGUACUGGAUAAAAACAGUCCUGCUGUCCUCGAUACGGGCCCGCGCAGCUUCGGUGGGACAGGACGGGUCUAUAACCGUGGGACUAUGAACUCUACUGUUAAUAGUUCAUGGUUAUUAGAAGAGGACAGGAGAUGUAAGUACCCCGAAAACUUUAGACCCUUUCCUCAACGGAACAAACAGCCCACUAGGAGCAGAAUUCUUUAUGGCAACAUUUCGGACAAAGGUGCCAAGCGAAUGGACGCUUUUCAAGUCAAGAAAGAUAAUCGGCAAAGUGUCAAUGGUGUUGCGGUCAAUGGAGGAGCAGACGGUAAAAGAAAUUAGUGGCGAAGUUUCGUCGACGAAUCACGAGAAAUACCCGAAAGCUGCGAAAGUCGACGAAAUGCGCAUGGUUCGAACCCCUUUGGCGCUAAUGGUUUAUUUUAACAGAGGAUAUUAAUUGUCAUGGUAGCUAACCUUUCUCGGCUGAGCACUUUUGAAUAACGCUAAACAAGAUCUUGGUGUUUUCUCCCGUGAACCUACAACGUUUUCAGGCCUUCUCCGUCUUUGUAAAGUAAACUGCUGGCCCUUUCGAAAUACUCCACAGGCGAAGAAGGCCCGUGGACGAGGUUGAAAUUGUUGUGCAACGUUCUUCGCCGCUUCUACGUAUACAAGUUGGGCGAAACGUGUAAGCCGACUUAAAUGGGUGGCUGGGCGCAACAGAAGAGGCUUCCCUCGAAGUAAAUAAUCAUGCAGUGACCGGUAUUGUCCCUUUCCGAGUAUGUUUAGACAAAUUAUAAUUUAUAAGAAGUGUUUCAUAAAAACCCGAAUAUUUUGACAUAUUUUGUAAUUAAUGUCUAUUAUCUAAGGCGAAUGAACUUGAAAAUGUAAAAAAGUUACAAAAAUAUUCAGUCCCUCUAGAAGGAGCAGUUACAGUUGUGAUUCGAUUGAAGGUGGAAAAAGAGCGGAAUUUGGGUAGAAAGCAAGCUAAUCUGUUUAAUUCUUGUUAAUAUUAUAGAUUGAAUUAUUACUGCCUCAUAACUGCAUCUUUGCGUGGUGUACCUUUUAAUUGCUAAGGUUCAGUGUAGCUGACCAUUUGGGAUAAAUAUAUCCCCCAUAUGCAUACAUUAAGUUAGAAUUAAGAGUAUUUUGAAGGGGCAUGAACUGCCUUUGUUACAUAAUUAUCACGUAUUUAAAGAAUCUAUAUUUAAGAAAAAAUAGUAAUUUACAGUAAAAGUAAGGUUUUUAACUGGUGUUUAAACGGCGUUAGCUGCCAAUUCUAAUUGUUUGUUACAACAUAACAACCUCUGCUUCGCAAUACUUUUACUUCUCGUUUGAACAUAGAACUUUAAGUUAAAAAUGUUAAAAACCUUUUCCCGGAAAAGGGAAACAUGAAUCUUUGUCAAGCGCAUAUAAAAGUGCGUCCAAUAGAAAAACGUCUUUUAUUCUGUAGAAAGCAUAGAGACAAAUGGUAAAAGUGCAUUUAAAGGUGCAUCCUAUAGAAAAACGACUUUUUGUAGCAAGCACAGAAAAGACGGUACUCUUCAAAAUCUUCCGCAACGAAAAAAAUUUGUUACGCCGUUUUUAUGCUUUUGUGCUUGUUUUGACCGUCAAGAGUUUUCAGACGAGAUUAGAUGAAAUCAGUCUGCUUGUGCUACGAAUUUAUAGAAGGCUGCCUAAGUUCUGGCGCCUUAUGACAAGGCUGUCCUUUAGUACGUUGUAGGUAAGUCACCUAGAAUCGCAUUAGAGAAAAGUUUUGUUACUUUCGAGAAAAUACUAUAAUAAACGAAUGUAUUUUUCUUUGAAGAUAAUUGUAAGUGUGAAGUAUUUAUUAGACAAAGAUAGACGGAUACGGAAGUAUUAGUUCAGCAUUCUGUGAAGGAGUCAAAGCGAAGGGCAAUAAUUUUAGCCUUUCUACUGGUUUACAGAAAAUUAAAAAUAAAUUAUCGGAAUGUUAACAAGUGAAUCCAAACUGUAAUCCCCGACCAACGUGAAAGGCAUCCCUACGAUUUCUAAAUUGUCUUAAGGCGCUUUCCAUUUGUCAGAACUGACCAGCCAUCCCAUUGCCAUCGUAAUGAGAAUUUCACUUUUAACCAAAACUAACCAACCAGAUCAAUCAAAUCCUAAAUAUUAUGCACACAAAGGAGAUGGUUUUCCAGCAAAACCUCUUGGAAAACGCCUAUUUCAUACUAAGAUAUGUGGUCUGGCUACGGCUCGGCCGGCCAGUUCUGACUUUUGGAAAGCGCCCUUAGACCCAAGCCACCACCUUGGUUGAAGUGAAUGCGGAGAUGAGAUGAGAGGAUGCAUGUAAUUAAAUGCAACAGCACAUUUUCAAACAGUCGGAGGGUAUUCUCCCAACGCUAGAAAACGUUCAGUGCCUGCGUUAAUGUAUUACAGUUGAGUCAAUCAUUGCCCUUAGGGACAUGAGCGUGCUAGACUACUUUCUGUAGGAUACUUGACUUUCAAACGUAACAUGAAAUACAGUACGUUAAUAACAGUUCCUUUUACAAUAGGCAAUUUUCGAGUCCAGAACCCCUCACUUUCAAAAUGGGGCCAAUUGCGAAACCUUGCAG